This is a messenger RNA of Cyphomyrmex costatus, 535 nucleotides long. RefSeq names its product mitochondrial ribosomal protein L15 (gene mRpL15). The transcript is spliced from 2 exons. Lineage: Eukaryota; Metazoa; Arthropoda; Insecta; Hymenoptera; Formicidae. The record is from RefSeq and is a predicted model, not a curated record. Gene Ontology annotation, molecular function: structural constituent of ribosome. Gene Ontology annotation, cellular component: mitochondrial large ribosomal subunit. The annotation marks the transcript as partial. Gene Ontology annotation, biological process: translation.
AAAUUGGGUUUUAAGGGCGCACAUUGCUUUAAAGCCAAAAUAAAUAUAGAGGUGCAAUGGACCAAUGAGCCUGUAAUCGCUGCAAUUGAAAGAAAUGGUGGUGUAAUUACAACCUCCUACUAUGACCCACAAUGUCUGAUAGCCAUGUGUGAUACAAAACAGUUCUUCAGCAGAGGUGAACCAAUUCUACGUAGAUUUUUGCCGCCAACAGAUUGUUUAGAAUAUUACUCCAGCGCCAGUAUGAGAGGGUAUUUGGCCGAUCCUGAGAAGAUUUCUCAGGAGCGACUGGUAUUGGCGCAAAAAUAUGGCUAUGAGUUACCAAAAAUUGAGGAGGAUCCCGAUUAUGAGAUGUUGUGCGAGCGUAAGGAUCCGCGGCAGUUGUUUUAUGGUCUGGAACCGGGUUGGGUGGUCAAUCUUAAGGAUAAAGUCAUACUGAAACCGAAAGCCAAGUAUUUGAAGGAGUUUUACGCAAGUUGAGAUAAAGAUAGAAUAAUAAUGUGUAUAAAUUAGGUACAAUAAAUGAUACUUAUGAGAC